AUGGCACCAACAACCAAGCUUUCUUUUCCCCAUGCUCGACCCUACUCCUUCAACUUCCCCGUUGCAACCACUGCGUUUGUCAUCAUUGACAUGCAACGGGACUUUUUAGACCCAAAUGGGUUUGGCUUUAUCCAAUGCGGAAAUCCUGAGAUUUUCUCCUCUGUCCGCAAGAUCGUACCCGCCGUUCAGAAAGUGCUGAAUGUCGCCCGCUCCGUUGGGAUGCAAGUUAUACAUACCAGGGAAGGCCAUCGCUCGGAUCUUUCAGAUUUGCCUUCAGCAAAGAGACUGAGACAGAUCAGUGCGCCGCAUGGUCACCAUACGAUGGGUAUCGGCGACCAAGGCCCGAUGGGAAGGCUGUUGGUGAGGAAUGAGUGGGGCCAAGAUAUCAUUGACGAGCUGAAGCCGCACCCUGGAGAGCCCAUCAUCGACAAACCAGGAAAAGGGAGUUUUUGGAAUACCGGAUUUCACCGAACCCUGUUGGCCAGGGGCAUCACGCAUCUGAUAUUCGCAGGCGUUACAACUGAGUGCUGUGUGACAACCACUUUGCGAGAAUGCAAUGAUAGAGGAUACGAAUGCUGUAUCCUAUCGGACUGCACUGGCGGUUUCGACCAACAGAUGGUGACUACGUCCCUAGAUAUAAUUUGCAGCCAAGAUGGUCUCUUUGGAUACGUUGGCCAUAGCUCGGACUUGAUUGCCCAAGCAGAAAAUAUCUGCGAGCUAAACCCACCCUGUGCCACUUCGGUUUUGGACGAAGCUCUUCCAUCAAUUGCUGAGCUGCAACAACAAUACAAACGUGGCCUUGCGGAUCUAGUAACGAUUGUCCAGUUUGUUUUUGAUCGGAUAGAGAAGUACGAGACAGUCGAUCCUGCCGUGUGGAUAUCCAAGCAGUCUCGGAAAGACGUCCUCGCGGCAGCCAAAGCACUCUCUGCAAAGUUCGCCGGAAAGCCACUGCCUCCUCUUUUUGGAAUACCCUUUGCCGUGAAGGACAGUAUCGAUGUGACAGGCCUAGUCACAACUGUCGCAUGCGAGAGCUUUGCGUACACUGCCACUUCCACAGCUCCAUCUAUUCAACAUCUGCUUGACGCUGGGGCCUUGUACAUCGGCAAAGUUAACUUGGACCAGCUUGCAACAGGCCUAUCUGGAUGCCGGUCACCGUACGGCAUCCCCCAUAGUGUCUACAGCAAAAAGCACAUUUCCGGUGGGUCCUCGUCGGGAUCAGGCGUUGCUGUUGCAGCUGGACUAGUUUCAUUCGCCAUUGGAACCGACACGGCAGGAAGUACUCGUGUCCCUGCGGCCUUGAAUGGCAUCGUUGGCUUCAAGCCGACCAAAGGCACCAUCUCUGCUCGGGGCUUAGUGCCUGCAUGCAAAAGCCUUGAUACAAUCACCAUAAUGGCACCUUCUAUAGCGGAUGCACGAGAGGUCUGGUAUAUAAUUGACCAGCAUGAUCCCCUAGAUCCGUAUGCCAAACCGCCAAGCAGUUUAUCAACUUGGACGAUAGAUUUCCGGGGACCAAAGGAGGGGGGCUUUACAUUCGGUGUUCCUCCGCGUUCUAUCUUGGAAACUUGCUCUAAAGCAUACCAAGACCUCUUCCAAGCGAGUAUUCAGCAGUUACAAUUAUGUGGUGGCAGAUUAGUCGAAAUCGAUUACACCCCAUUCAGCAAGGCCGGCGACCUGCUUUAUGAUGCAUCCCUUGUACACGAACGUCUCGCCAUGGGCCACGAUUUCUUCGUUAAGAAUAUCGAUACCCUGCAUCCAACCACCAAAGCUAUCUUUCAGUCCGCGCUUUCUUCCGAGCUCAAAGCCUGGCAAGUGUUCCAGGAUCAGGCCGCUCAAAUCCAAUACACCGUGCAAGCACGGAAGAUUUUCAACACCCUGGAAAGCGGAAUUGAUGUUCUGGUCGUACCGAGCGUACCAUACCAUCCUACAAUCAAGGAUAUGCUGGAAAACCCACUGGCUCUGAAUUCCAAGCUUGGAACGUUCACACAUGCAGGCAACGUUGUUGAUCUGUGUGGUGUUAGCGUCAACGCUGGGUGGGUGGAUAAUGAAGAGGGGGUGAAGCUACCAUUUGGAGUUACUUUUCUUGGUGGAAGUGGGUAUGAUGGCAAGAUGCUGGAUAUUGCCGCCGUUUUCGAGGAUUCUGUCAAAGCAUAG
Penicillium riverlandense is the source of this 2151-nucleotide messenger RNA. RefSeq lists its product as uncharacterized. The transcript is spliced from 2 exons. Gene Ontology annotation, molecular function: catalytic activity. Lineage: Eukaryota; Fungi; Ascomycota; Eurotiomycetes; Eurotiales; Aspergillaceae. Bases 1 to 2151 code for a protein of 716 amino acids. The record is from RefSeq and is a predicted model, not a curated record.